CCCCUCCCUUCCCUUCCCUUGCUUCUCCUCCCUUUCGCUCCUCCUGCCUCUGUCGCGCCCCAGCCCAGCCUCCCCUUCCCUUCUCUCCUCUCGUCCCGUUGCUCCCCGACGAAUGAAUAUCUCUGUACCUGUGGCUUUCUGAGCAGCAGCAGCAGCCGCAGUAGGAGCAGCAGCAUGGAGAGCGCAGCGUGAGAUACUGCUUUGAUCGUCGCGAUCGGUUCAAUCACUUCGGGGGUUCGACCAUUUCAGCAGCAGAGUAGCAGAGUAGUAGCGCAGGUCCAGAGCUGGAGUACGAGGACGACGAGCGUCGGAUAGAUCAGAGCUUGGCUCGAAAGGUUGUUUGGCAACGAUGGGUCAACAGAAAGGUUUCUACGAUGCAGAACAUGCCACAUACCACGGUCCUUGGCCUCAAGUGCACCUUCCAGAACAGGCUAAUAUGAAUCUGGUCACAUAUCUCUUCUCUCCAGCUUAUUACAAGCCUGAGUUUGCAAGCAAGAAGAUUUUGAUCGAUUCUGAGACAGAGGAAUUCGUCACAUAUGGUGAACUUCACGAAACGGUCAAGAGGGUGGCCAAUGGUCUGGCCGAUCUUGGCCUGAGGAAGGGCAACGUUGUGGUAAUUCUGCUUAACAAUACAAUCUAUUAUCCAAUCAUGUUUCUGGCAAUAGUGUCACUGGGUGCCAUCGUUACCACCAUGAACCCACUCAGCUCCAAACACGAGAUUGCGAAUCAAAUGAGGCUAUCGGGUGCUCAAUUCGCUAUCACCUCUGCCCAAUAUGUAGAAAAGGUGAGGGAUUAUGGUAUGGUUCUGAUUCUGUAUGGAGAUGUCGGAAGACAGAGAGAGCUGGCGGACCUGUCGUACACGCCUUUUACAAUCCUGCUCGCUGGGGAUUCAACAGAUUUUUCAGAGGUCCAAGUUUUGCAAAGCGACACGGCGGCAUUGAUGUUCUCAUCUGGGACCACAGGAGUGACUAAAGGAGUCAUUCUAACCCACAGGAAUUUCAUCGCUCUUCAGGCAGCCAUGAACAAAUUUGAAGAGGACUCCCGAGAUCCUGCCAGUGAAUGUCUCGCGUACCACGACUUAAUCUCCUUGGUUCCCAUACCCUUGUUCCACAUCUAUGGACUAUGUACAGUGGCAGGAUUACAGCUGAGAUGGGGAUGCACAAACGUGGUUUUGAACAAGUUUGACUUCGUUGGCAUGCUCCACGCUAUUGAGAAAUUUCGCUGUACCAGCAUCCCAGCUGUUCCACCCAUCAUUGUCGCCUUGGCUAAACAGCCCAUCGUCGAAAAGUUUGACCUCAGUUCCCUUAAAAUGAUCGGAUGCGGGGGAGCUUCUCUAUCCAAAGGCGUCAUUGAAGACUUCCGAUCACGAUUUGCUGACAUCAAAUUCUCCCAGGGUUACGGCAUGACGGAGACUGUGAGCGUGAUAUGUGCAUCAAACCAUACACCAAAUGUCCCUGUUGCUCCUUAUGGAUCCGUCGGAUACUUGAUUCCGAACAUAGAGGCGAAGAUUAUCGAGGUGGGAACUGGUAAAUCCCUCCCUCCUCGUGGAGAAGGUGAACUUUGCAUACGAGGACCCCAGGUCAUGAAAGGUUAUGUGAAUGAUCCAGAGGCCACCUCUGCUACCAUAGAUGCAGACGGUUGGCUGCAUACAGGAGACUUGGCUUAUUUCACUGAGACAGGCGCUUUGUUUAUACUGGAUCGCAUUAAAGAGUUGAUCAAGUACAAAGCAUACCAGGUAGCACCGGCAGAAAUCGAGAAAGUGCUCAUACAGCACCCUGACAUAUCGGAGGCAGUGGUGGUCCCAGUACCUGACGAGGAAGCGGGACAACUCCCCGUGGCUUGCGUGGUGCUGAAUUCGAAUGGUUCUUUGACAGAAUCAGAAAUUACGAGUUUUGUCGCAAAGGAGGUAGUUGCUCCUCACAAGAAGAUCAGAAGAGUUUUUUUCCUUGACGCUAUACCACGCGGAGAAUCUGGAAAAAUCCAGCGGAGACAACUUGCACGAAAAGCUGCAGAACACAUACGAGGACGAACCUAGAAAAAAUUUUCCCUUCAUCUGCUCUCCACAUCUGUAAUGUAAGUCCGGUUAUAAAGCUUCUUUGGAGUGGACACCUACAUUAUAUCUUCUGCAAAUCAAAAUUUCCAUUUCCGGGAGGGGAACCUUAUGCUAUGAAAGUUAUAAAAACCGCACGUAGGUAGAGAGGUUAAUCCUACACCCUCCCAGCGAGGACGUCAGAAAUAGAGAUGAGAGUAGGCGAGUUCAAUGUUGCCCUAAUGCUAAAUAGUGGCAACGUAGGGAGUGUUAAAUCAGGCAAAGCAAAUUCAUUUGUAAAUUCUAUUUGAUGUUUGACAUACCUUACUUUUAACAUAGGUGCAAGAAUAUGUCGAAUAUGGGCUACUGGUUAGCGGAAACAUUGCGGUGGAAGAGUCUAGGAAUGUCCAUGUAGAGAAGACUGGACAUAUGAGGACUUUCCUCAUACAAGUCUGUAAAUUAUUCUUGUUUGGAAAGACAGCAGAAAAACAUUGAUGUCAUUUCAUCUCAUCUCAUUUCUUGUACAUGUCGAUCAUCAAUGAAAUCUUUGU
Messenger RNA from Marchantia polymorpha subsp. ruderalis, 2580 nucleotides. Lineage: Eukaryota; Viridiplantae; Streptophyta; Marchantiopsida; Marchantiales; Marchantiaceae. The record is from the annotation of a GenBank genome assembly.